Asparagus officinalis (garden asparagus) is the source of this 1585-nucleotide messenger RNA. Its product is annotated as ubiquitin carboxyl-terminal hydrolase 4-like. The transcript is spliced from 6 exons. Bases 119 to 1222 code for a protein of 367 amino acids. Gene Ontology annotation, cellular component: cytosol; nucleus. The record is from RefSeq and is a predicted model, not a curated record. Gene Ontology annotation, molecular function: cysteine-type endopeptidase activity; cysteine-type deubiquitinase activity. NCBI's taxonomy places the organism in Eukaryota, Viridiplantae, Streptophyta, Magnoliopsida, Asparagales, Asparagaceae. Gene Ontology annotation, biological process: protein deubiquitination.
CAUCGGAGAAAAUCUCGAUCGAAACCCUAGAAACUUUUAAUCCUCGUCUACUUCCUAAAAUUGGAACGCAGAAUUGGACGUUAGGGUUAGGGUUAGGGUUUUGGGGAGAGAGAGAGCAAUGGGAGCCGCGGGUUCGAAGCUCGAGAAGGUUUUUGGAGAUCAGUUCCCUGAAGGAGAAAGAUACUUUGGCCUCGAGAAUUUCGGAAACACUUGCUAUUGCAACAGCGUGCUCCAGGCACUCUAUUUUUGUGUUCCUUUCCGGGAACAGUUACUGGAGUAUUAUGCAAAUAACAAGAAUGUGGGGGAUGCUGGGGAGAAUCUUUUGACUUGUUUGGCAGAUCUGUUUACUCAGAUAAAUUCCCAGAAGAAGAAAACUGGUGUUAUUGCUCCAAAGAGAUUUGUACAAAGAGUAAAGAAAGAGAAUGAAGCAUUUCGAAGUUACAUGCACCAGGAUGCUCAUGAAUUUUUAAAUUUCUUGCUGAAUGUGCUUGUUGAUAUUCUGGAGAAAGGAUCAAAAGAUGCAAAAAGCACCCCUGAAACCAAGUCAACAUUAGAAAAGGUUACAGAUGGUCCAUGCCCUCCUCAAGCCAAUGGUUUUCAUAAAGAGCCUCUUAUUACUUGGGUUCAUGAGAACUUUCAGGGUAUAUUGACUAAUGAAACAAGAUGUUUGCGUUGCGAAACUGUCACUGCAAGGGAUGAAACCUUCUUGGACUUGAGCCUUGACAUAGAGCAAAAUAGUUCUAUCACAAACUGCCUCAAAAACUUUAGCUCAACAGAGACCUUGAAUGCUGAGGACAAGUUCUUCUGUGACAAGUGCUGCAGUUUGCAGGAAGCCCAGAAGAGGAUGAAGAUAAAGAAGCCUCCGCAAAUCCUGGUGAUUCAUCUCAAGCGAUUCAAGUACAUUGAGCAGCUUGGUCGGUAUAAGAAGCUAUCGUAUCGGGUUGUUUUCCCCAUGGAGCUAAAGCUCAGCAGCUCGGUCAAUGAUCCAGACUCCGAGUACUCUCUCUUUGCAGUGGUCGUCCAUGUCGGUGUUGGCCCAAAUCAUGGUCACUACGUGAGCCUCGUCAAGAGCCACAACCACUGGUUGUGCUUUGAUGAUGAGAAUGUGGAGAUGAUUGAUGAGGCCAUGAUGCAGAGCUUCUUUGGAUCAGCACAGGAAUAUUCAAGCAAUACGGAUCAUGGAUAUAUCUUGUUCUAUGAGAGCACCAAUAGAAAGAGUUGAGAGAUCAGAGAAUUUUCUGAGAUUGGAGUAUUUUAUAAAGCUCCGCCCUAGAUACGAGACGAGGUUAGAUGCGAUAAUUUUCAGGGGGUUAUAGUGUACAGUGAUGGGUGGAAAUACGGUCCUUAUGCUGGAGAAGGAAAAAUAAAACAACAAUGUACAUGGUUGUUGAGAUUUUCUCGAAAGAAUUUGUAGCAAAGACACUGUAGAAAGUUGGUAAUAGAAAAUGCAAUUGCAAUUUGAGGAAUUUAGUAUAAUCAUACAGUUGCAGCUGACGAUGAUUAUUAGGAAGCAAAUCCUUCGCAGUACACAGCCCUCUUUAUUAACCUUUGUUGGUCGAUAAUUUGUCAUUUUGAUUGUUGAUUA